Messenger RNA from Amblyraja radiata (thorny skate), 655 nucleotides. RefSeq names its product folate receptor (gene folr). Gene Ontology annotation, molecular function: signaling receptor activity. NCBI's taxonomy places the organism in Eukaryota, Metazoa, Chordata, Chondrichthyes, Rajiformes, Rajidae. The transcript has 3 exons. Bases 112 to 636 code for a protein of 174 amino acids. The record is from RefSeq and is a predicted model, not a curated record. Gene Ontology annotation, cellular component: external side of plasma membrane.
CUGCAGUGUGCGCCAUGGAGAGACAAUGCUUGUUGUACAGCCAACACCAGCGUGCACGCACACAAUGACCAGUCGAAGCUCUACGACUUCAACUGGAAUCACUGUGGCAUCAUGACGAAGAAUUGUAAACGGCACUUCAUCCAGGACACCUGUUUCUACGAGUGUUCGCCCAACCUGGGCCCCUGGAUCCAACAGGUGAGUCAGUCGUGGCGGGACGAGCGUAUCCUGCACGUGCCAAUCUGCAAGACGGACUGUGAUGAGUGGUGGCGGGAUUGUCAACAAGACUACACCUGCAAAGAGGACUGGCACUACGGCUGGGACUGGUCCACAGGCAUCAACCAGUGCCCACUGGGCUCCAAGUGCCGGCGGUUUGGCGAUGUGUUCCCCACCGCGAGGGACCUGUGUGAGAAGGUGUGGAGCAACUCGUACCGCUGGACAGAUCACCCGCGGGGCAGUGGUCUCUGCAUGUCCCUCUGGUUCAAGGCCGGCCCCAACCCCAACCCCAACCAGGACGUGGCACGCCACUACGCCCUGCAGAUGGGCCUCAUCUCCUGCAGUAGCCUGGCCUGGCCCAGCCCCCUGCUGCUAGGCCUCAGCCUGCUCCUCUCCCCCUCCCUCUCCCUCUCCCUCUCCUAGCCCACACCCUCUCCCCCUC